This is a messenger RNA of Cuscuta europaea, 4763 nucleotides long. NCBI's taxonomy places the organism in Eukaryota, Viridiplantae, Streptophyta, Magnoliopsida, Solanales, Convolvulaceae. The record is from the annotation of a GenBank genome assembly.
CGCACUAUAUAAAGAAAUUAAAUAAAAAGAGAUAAUUAAUUGAGGGUAUUUUCGGAAGAAAUCUAGACCAUCCCCGAGAAUGUCAGAUAACCUAAGGCAUGGAUGGUUAUAAGAUUCUCCUCCAUAUUACAUUCCCGGGAAUGUAACUUUUCCGAAUUUUGUCAAACCUGUGAACCAAACAUGAGCAUCUGAUAUACCAUGUAUCACAUUCCAGCCUUCAUGUUAGAUUACCCCAAACCAAACAGGCCCCAUAAGUCAAUCUACUUCUCUCAUUACUCACCCUUUCUAGGCAAAUGAGAACUCCACGUUUAGAAUUGACCUUAGUGAUGAUGUCCUCAGUCCUUAUAACUCCAGUAGCCUAUGCGUAGCCCAUGAAAUUUUACUAAAUGGGGAAUUCCUCAUCGUCAAAUCUAAAACCUCUCACAUACUCCAUAUCAUUUUCAUGCAUAAAACAUUAUAAUAAGGCACCUCCCUGUAAACUUUUGCCCGAUCAUCUUCAAAUUUGAAUUGGAUAUCCACCCAUCCUCUAGAGUGUGGAUCGAAGCAACUUAUAUCAGACCCCAUUAAGAUCAAGACAUGAAGAAGUUGUAUGAAUAUUAAGGCAUAAUGUAUAGACAAAACAGAAGUUGGAUGUACCAAAAACAUCGCGAUAACUAUGGAAUACGCAGUGAAUUUUUGAAUGGUGUUGAAGAUUUUAUUAAAUUUGCACAAGAACAGAAGAAUUAUAUGGAUGGAGAUAAAAUCAGAUGUCCAUGUACUAAGUGUAAAAAUCUUCAAUUUAAAGAUGUCGACCAAGUUGUGUGGGAUUUGUACGAAAAAGGUUUCGUUGCCAAUUAUUAUAAUUGGACUUCUCAUGGCGAACCUUUCGAUCCAUCACUUUUACCGCAAACAGUGGGUUCAUCUCGUAACGUCCCUACCGAGAUGAGUGGAUGGGGAGACUAUGAUCAAAUGACGUGGGAUCAAAGAAUGGCAUAUGAUGUAUACGGUGCUUCAACGAUGCAGUUUAACCCACCACAGCCAUUUAACGAUCUUCCCGAAGCUUCGACCUCGUAUCAACCCGAUGCGGAUGAAGAUCAGACCUUUUAUCAGUCUGCUGCGGAUGAGUAUCCGAAUUCUCAUGUUCCUCAUAUUGAAGACUUAGCUGAAAGAUUUCAAGAUGUUUUAAAAGCUGCUGAUCAGCCUCUGUAUGCUGAUUGUGAGGGAUACUCUCAGCUAUCCGCCGUUACAGAGUUGAUGAACAUUAAAUCUGAAUACAAUCUUCCUGAAUCUUGCAUGUCUAGGUUAUUGCAGUCAUUUGGAGGAAUGUUACCGCGUGACCAUAAUCUUCCUGAUUCAUAUUACAAAAUGAAACAAUUAAUGUCUCAGUUGGGGCUUCCUUGUAUAGAAAUUGAUGCGUGCCCAGAAGGAUGUAUGUUGUUCUGGAAGGAUGAUGUGGAACUUGAGACCUGCAAGUUCUGUGGUGGAGAGAGAUACAAGCAUGUUCCUCAUAGACGAAAAAAACCACGAAAAAGGUCUGCAUUGUCUAAAUUGUUUUACCUCCCUCUAGCUCCACGCCUGCAGAGGAUGUAUGCUUCAAAUGCUACUGCGAAACACAUGACGUGGCAUGUUGAGCACGAAACCAAAGAGGGUUUGAUAUCUCACCCUUCCGACUGUGAAGCUUGGAGACACUUUGACCGUUGUCAUCCUCAGUUUGCAAUGGAGCCACGGAAUGUGCGACUGGGAUUGUGUUCAGACGGAUUUGCUGCUUUUGGAAAGUUUGGGAAGAAAUUUUCAUGUUGGCCAGUCAUGUUAACUCCUUAUAAUCUUGCUCCCGACAUGUGCAUGAAAAGUCAUUUCAUCUUUUUAACUUUAAUUUGUCCAGGUCCCUCGGAUCCUAAAAAAAGGAUAGACAUCUAUCUCCAACCCCUGAUCGAGGAGAUGAAAGAACUUUGGGCCAUUGGGACACCAACUUAUGAUGUUUCGAGAGAUCAGAUGUUUAUCAUGAAAGCUGCCAUCAUUUGGACCAUUAGCGACUUCCCUGCUUAUGGUAUGCUUUCAGGAUGGAGCACACACGGUCUUAUGGGAUGUUCGAUAUGUAUGGAUCAAUCAGAGGCCAAUUGGCUCAAAUUUAGCGGGAAACCAAGUUACUUUGAUUGUCACCGCAAGUUUCUGCCUAUGAACCAUCGAUAUCGAAAGGGCAAGAAGUCUUUUAUUGCCGGAAGAGUGGUACGAGAUCCCCCUCCUCCGAGACUUACAGGUGAAAAAGUUUUUAACCGGGUUCGACGUUUUCCUACGGCCGUGCAGCAACCCCACGGGGAGCCAAAUGGGUAUUGUGAUACCCAUAAGUGGACAAAGAGGAGUAUAUUUUGGGAGUUGCCGUAUUGGAAGGACCUUCUCAUUCGUAACAAUUUAGAUGUCAUGCACGUUGAGAAGAACGUCUUUGACAAUAUAUUUAACACGGUUAUGGAUUUUACCCACAAAACCAAAGAUGGUCUUGCAUCUAGAAAAGACAUGACAAUUUGGUGCGACAGACCCGAACUCGCCGUCGAUCUAGAAUACGUGGGUAAAAAAAUUCCAAGAGCAGUCUACCAACUCACAUCCCCACAAAGGGAAUCAAUAUUAGAGUGGCUUGUUUCUCUGAACUUUCCAGAUGGCUAUUGUUCUAACUUGUCAAGAUGCGUGGACCUGGACAAACAAACAAUGACGUCGAGCAUGAAAACUCAUGAUGCUCAUGUAAUCAUGCAACGACUUCUGCCGAUUGCACUGAAAGAGAUGCUUCCUGCAGACGUCUGGGGCUGUAUUACCGAAAUCAAUCAAUUGUUUCAGUCGAUAUGUUCCGCCGUUUUGGAUGCCGAAUCCCUGAGGAGACUAGAAGACACUGUUCCUAUUCUGAUGUGUAAUCUGGAAAAGAUACUGCCCCCAUCAUUUUUUGAUGUAAUGGAACAUCUUCUAAUACAUCUUCCGUAUGAGGCUUUGAAUGGAGGGCCCGUCUUCUAUCGUUGGAUGUACAGAUUUGAAAGAUUUCUGGGAGAUUUGAAAAAGAAAGCGACCAACAAGGCACACAUUGAGGCUUCAAUUUGUCAAGCAUAUAUUCAACAAGAAACCUCAACGUUUUCAUCUUUUUAUUUUGAGCGUGAAUUAAUCAGUAAAAGAAAGAGACCUGCUCGGAACGAUGACAUUGGCGAGGAUUCAUAUGAUAAAGUAGUUUCUAUUUUCAACUACCCAGGUAGAGGUAAAGGAGCUGCGACUUACCGUUACAUCGUGGGCGGAGAAAUGAAAAUUGCACAUACUUACAUCCUCAUGAAUUGUCCAGAAAUCUUACCAUUUUAUAAUGAAUUUAGAGCGUCUUUAUCAGCAUUUCCUGAUGAUGCAAUUGAUGCAAUGGUGGACUCUGACUUUACAUUAUGGUACCAACAGCAGAUCAGGUACCGUGGGAUUAACGACCCUCUGUUAGUAUCAUUAUCGUGGGGCCCUUCUUCCUAUGCAAAGGUUUGGCAUUCAUAUGUGAUAAACGGUUAUACGUAUCACACAGUUGAAUAUGGAGAAGGUCGACCAACAAUGAACAGCGGGUUAUGUGUCCCGACCAUCGGUUCUGAUAACUCGGAAACCAAUUUUUUUGGUUUCUUGCAUGAGAUUCUCGAACUUCAAAUGCCUUCCCAUCGUUGGCAUUUUGCCCUAGACCAAGCGAUUCUCAAAGAAUACAAUUCUAGGAUUUCUGGGUGGUUGAGACCCACUUUUAGGACCGCCCGGUCUACGGGUAAAAAGCCAAAGUUCCUUGGCGAUGAUGUGUGGGAGAUGCUUUGCCGCCACUGGGCUACGGAUGCCUCAUUUUUGCUGAGAAGUGAAAUGGGCAAGGCAAACCGGGCUUCCGAGAAAGCCAAGGAAGUUCAAUGGCACGGGGGCCGCAAACCCCAAAGUCAACAUAAAAAAGAUCUGGAAGGAUCUGGACCCGUGAAAAAACGGGUCACGCCAUUGAAACUCAUGGCACAUUGCUGGACUAAGAAGGGUGCCAUGCCGCCUCCCUGCCUUUCUGAAAUUGAAAAAAAAUAUGAGGAAGAGCGGGGGAAGAGAGUUGAUGAGCUAGCUGAUUCUGAUGACGAACUUGAUGAAAAUCAAGAUGAUGAAGCCAUCUUGGCGGCAACCGGAGUUUACAAGGGUCGGGUGCCGUUUAUGGGUUCUGAAGGCGUACGGAUCCUCGAGAAGACCAAAGGAGCUAGCUCAUCUUCUCAUUCGGCAUAUGAUGAUCGGGUUACCCGCCUCGAGAAACUAUUGGAAGAACGUGAAGCCGAGGCUCGAAGGCGGGAUGAAGAAGCUCGGAUACGGGAUGAAGAGCAAAGAAGAACAAGAGAAAGGUUGGAAGAGAUGGAACGCCAAAUGCGUAUUUUCAACGCCACCUACCGUCCAUCCAUGCACAUACAGCACCCCGAGAUGACCCCACAAGUUCCCUUCGCGGGCAAUAUGGGCAAUAUGGGCAGUAUGGGUAGUAGGGGUUUUGCUAAUUAUAGCCACAUCUCCAACAACUUUCCAUAUGGAUAUUAUGACGAUAUCCCGACUCCCGGAGCUCAAGCUUACCGUGGCAGCAGCCGUGCUGGCAGCCGCAGUGGCAGUCGAGGCGGUCAUCGUGGUGGCAGCCGUGGCCACGGAAGGCAACCCGAUCAUCGUGACGAACCUGAUGAUGCUGAUGCUGAUGCUGAUGCUGAUUAUGAUGACCAUUGAUGGUUUGUAAUAAUUAGUUUAUUAACAUUUUAAGGAUUUUAAAAUUUUGAUGUGUUAAUGUAUGAAUA